AUGGAAGGCAGACGUUUGGGCCAAGGCCUCUGGCAGUCCCCGCUGAAGGAGCUCCCGGGCUGCGGCUUCUUCCCACGGCAGCACUACGCCUCGGUGGCGCUGAACUCAGGGGACCAGGUCUACGUCCUGGGCGGCGGAGCCGGGGACAGCAGGGGCCGGUACCUGAACGACGUGUGGCGGGUGCGCCUCGAAGGUGCAGGCUGGCAGUGGCGCGAGGUGUCUCCCCACCAAGAGGGCCGCCGCGACAUGGACGGGAGGCUGUUGCUGUCCAAGUGGUCCGGGCGCGGUCGCUUCGGGUGCUGUGCAGCGGCCAAGGGCGGGGCACUGAAAGCGCUCUACGUGACGGGCGGUCAGGGCAGCACCUGCUUCGAAGACUUCUGGGCGUCUACGGAUGGGGAGUCCUGGUACUGCAUGUGCCAGAAGGUGCCCUGGGGUGGCCGCUUAGACCCAGGGCUUUGCGUGGUGCCCACUGAGUACCAGCAGCUCGUACUCCUUGGAGGCAUCGUGCCGGGCGUUGGGCUGCGUGUGGAGCGCGACCUUUGGCUCUCGGAGGACGCAGGAGCCACGUGGCACCUGCUGCAGACCCCGGACUGGGAGCCGCGCAGCUGCCCGGUGCUCUUCUUCUGCCCUCCCAGCCACGGCAAGCGGUGGCUGCUGGUGCUGGGGGGCGCUCGCCUUUCGGAGACCUCCGCUGGGGACCGCGCCCAUGCAAUCGGCCCCAAGUUUCUGGACGAUGCCUGGGCCGUGCACUUGGACUUUUUCACGCGCCAGGGCACGUGGCAGGACCUCGGCGAGGUCAAGGAAGAGCCUAGUGACAGGGGCUUCGACUGCCACUCUGCCGCCUUCGACCCCUCGGCCUGCGAGUCGAGCGCCGGAUCUGCCCGCGGCGCCGUGGUGCUUCUGCGGGAAGGCGUUUUCUACUCGGCUGCCCCUUCGGCGCUUCCAGCGUGGAGGAAGUUGACACUCAUGGAAGGCACCACGCCGGCCCCGAGUGGAAUGGCACGCCCACUGCUGGCCGCGGGCCCAUUGGCGCCUUGCCCCCGGCUCUUCGUCUUCACCGCCUCCGGUGGCUUCGCCUCCGGCGCAAAGGAGCUCAUGACGCAGCGCCAGGUCUUGCAGCUUCUGGGGCUGCAGCUGGAGAGAGCCUGGGCUUUGCCCCUGCCGCUCUGGCGCGGACCCUAG
This is a messenger RNA of Effrenium voratum, 1182 nucleotides long. Lineage: Eukaryota; Dinophyceae; Suessiales; Symbiodiniaceae. The record is from the annotation of a GenBank genome assembly.